ACUUGGCUAUGCACGUGACCUCUUUAUCGAGGACGCCUUCGUUUUCAGUCCAUACAUUUUAUACAACGGAACUGUAUCAUAAGGCUUGGGGUGCUCAUGCAUCGGAACCAUAGACGUUUACGGAUCAUUUUUCAGGCCCGGCACCUAUGGUGUCACGAUGAAUCAAAUCUUCAACGCCCUCACCAUCAUAGGACUGGUGUACGUCCUAGUGAAGUUCCUACGUUGGUAUUUUGGCAAAGCGAGGCGAAUUAUACAGUUGACCUCUGACAUCCAAGCGCCAUCAAGGAAUUGGUUCUGGGGCUCCCUGCAUCAACAUCCCGGUCUUUCUGAAAAAACGCUGACGUGGUACGAAGAUUUGUCCAAAAAGUACGGAGAUAUUUACAAGAUAUGGUUUGGACCUUUCUUACCCCAGAUUCAUAUUGCAAGUCCGGAGCUAGCCAAAGUUAUUCUGAGGACGGCGGAGCCGAAGCCGCUGGAUAUUCCAGGUUACGGCGUGGUCCAGCCGUGGAUUGGCACUGGCCUCUUGCUGAGUGAUGGAGACCUCUGGCAUAGAAACCGCCAUCUUCUGACCCCAGCCUUCCACUUCGACAUGCUGAAGACGUACUCCGAUGUCUUUAGCCGCUCUACGGAGAGCCUUAUUAGUGUCUUCGACUCGUUGGAGGAGAGAGGUGACAGUUUUGACAUCUUCAAACCAAUGGGGCUAAUGACCUUGGAUACUGUCCUUCAGUGUGUCUGCUCAUUCUACGGAGACAUCCAGCAUCUUGGAGAAAACCACAGGAUUGUAAAACUAACCCAUGAUGCUUUAACAUUGGCGAUUCAAAGAGGACUGACGCCGUAUCUUUGGCCUGAUAUGAUUUUUUACAUGACACCAACAGGAAUGCGCUUUAAGACUGCCUGUCGACAGUUUCAGGCAUUCAAUCGAGAUAUCAUCCAGAGACGUAGAGUGGAAUUGGAUGAAAAUCCAGAUUUUAAAGAAAGGCACAGGGAUUUUCUUGACCUGCUUCUGGUUGCCAGGGACGAGGAUGGUCAAGGGUUGAAAGAUGAAGAAAUCGAGGCUGAGGUAAACACAUUCAUGUUCGCCGGCCAUGACACUACAUCCAGCACACUCUCGUGGGCAUUAUACGCUCUAGCCGAACACCAAGACUUUCAAGAGACAUGCAGGAGGGAAAUUCGCGAGAUACUAAAAGAUCGUGACUCGGACGAAAUCCAGUUUGAUGAUCUUCCGAAACUUACACACGUGAUCAUGGGGAUAAAGGAAACCUUGCGCUACUUCGGGACGGUGCCUAUGAUAUCACGAAAACUCACCCGGGACAUUCAAGUCGGGGAUCACCUCCUCCCUAGCGGAGUGGACGUCAACAUCAUGCUGUUUUUAAUCCACAGACAUCCCAGCGUGUGGGAGAAGCCGGACGAAUUCAUCCCUGAGAGAUUCAGCGCUGACAACGCCGUCAAUCGUGACCCGUUCGCAUUCGUUCCAUUUUCGGCUGGGCCUAGGAAUUGCAUCGGACAGAACUUCGCCAUGAAUCUGAUGAAGGUGACUCUGGCUCGGAUUCUGAAUCGGUACAUCGUCACUUACGAUGCGACUCACCCGAUUGUGAAAGUACCCGAAGCAGUCCUAAGGACCAAGAGCGGUCUCUGGUUGAAGCUAGAGCGAACUUAAUUACAAGUACAGUGUACUGGUCGACCUGUUGUAUCCUGGACCACCAUUUUAAGGUCGUCUACACGCUCCUAGCCAGUUCACUUGCCUGGAGUAGGAGUGACUGAUCGACCAUGCGCUUAAUAACAGCUUAUAUGAAAGUAUCACAACUUGUUCUUUGCCAGUCAUUUUUUUAUGAAAUAGAAAAUGAUUGGAGAGAUGAACGAUCAAAUCAUUAAACCUUUUAAAAAUCAUACAGGUAGCUCCGGUUUUAUACACUUGGUCAGGAUCUCGAAAAUGAUGGAAACGGACAUGUUUACAUGGAAGUCCAUGCAGCAAGGUCUCUGUAAUCACGGACACGGACUCGUUUACAUGUAUAGAAGUCCGUGCUGAAAUCAAUGACGAAUCCUCAAAGAAACUGGGGGAAUGAAACGAUGUUUAUCAUAUAGAUCUUAACAUUUUAGGAAUCGCUCAGGAAUCCGCCGGGAAGUAAAAUGGCUUUAUAAUGAAAACGGCGGGUGGUAGCCAACGGGGUAGGUUGGUAGUUGAUCCCAGCUAUCAAAGCCUGCUACUGCACCCAAUAUGAAUAAUUCCUGUUUGUAUCAAUGUUUUGGUGAUAACAUCUUAGGGUCCAUGAACAGGCCACCAUUUUAAGGUUUUUCAUACUUAUACAGACCUGAUAAAUAAAGCUUGCCUUAAUUGAG
This is a messenger RNA of Lineus longissimus, 2337 nucleotides long. Its product is annotated as cytochrome P450 4F2-like. The transcript is spliced from 2 exons. The record is from RefSeq and is a predicted model, not a curated record. NCBI's taxonomy places the organism in Eukaryota, Metazoa, Nemertea, Pilidiophora, Heteronemertea, Lineidae. Gene Ontology annotation, molecular function: monooxygenase activity; heme binding; iron ion binding. The coding region runs from base 158 to 1657 and encodes 499 amino acids.